Messenger RNA from Talpa occidentalis (Iberian mole), 1283 nucleotides. RefSeq names its product coiled-coil domain containing 54 (gene CCDC54). The record is from RefSeq and is a predicted model, not a curated record. Bases 243 to 1226 code for a protein of 327 amino acids. NCBI's taxonomy places the organism in Eukaryota, Metazoa, Chordata, Mammalia, Eulipotyphla, Talpidae. The transcript has a single exon.
UAUGAAAAAUUCCAUGCAGUUGACCAUUACUUCAGAGUUCUGUAGUUGGACUGCCUUUUAAGAAGUUAACCACCUAAGAGUGACUACUAUUGCCUUUGAUGUUCUCCAUAGCGCAUUUGAUGAUGUUACCAGGAAAGACAUCCAACAAAUAGUAAGAGAAAGACCAUUUCAUGCUGAUACUGCUUCUUCCUUUGAUUCUGGUCAGGUUUCCCAACACUUUACCUCUUGUUUCAUUAUGAAAAAUGUACAAACUUCAAACCAAAAGGGUAAAAGCUGCUGCUGGGCAGAUGUGGUCUUCAAAUCUCUCCAAAAUCAGAAAAUCUGUUAAAAAUGUUUACCAUAAAUGUAAGAACCAAUACUCAGAGUCAACUCGACAUCCAUCUAAGACUUCCUAUGAUUGUGACCAAGAAGACAUUAGUACUGAUGAAGAAAUGAACCUAACGGUCAUGUUCCAAGAUAUCAAAACUGCCCAAAUUGAACUCCUCAGUAAAAUGACCAAUAUUGUCAAUGAAGUAUCAAAAAUCCAGAAAAAUGUUGAUUUUUAUCAGAAGCAGACCGAGGGAAUGGAAACUAGAAUGAAUGCAAAUGAAAACAAACAACACACAAUAACUAAAAGUUUCUUCUCUAUGAAAGAAAAUAUUGAUGCUUUAAAGAAGAAGGUGAUAGAAUUGGAAAACCAGAGUUUUUGCUCUAGCAUACAUUGCUUGGAGAUUCUGGAAAGAGAAAAGGGUAAAGAGAUCAUAGAACUUCUUCACCAACUCAUCCAACCAGAAACUUCGAAGAAAACAUCUACCUCUACAGCCUCUGAAAUCCCUUCAAAAGAACCGAAGACAAUACCCAGUGAUCUCCAGCCUACUGGUCAAUCUGGGGAAAAAAAUUCUCCCAAAGUUAAAAAUUUGAAGAAAAGUAACCAACAAAAUGCAUCAAGACGCUUAAAAAAGGCAAGUCCACAUAUUCAUAUUUACCCAGACUUUAGUACAUGGAUCAAGCUAACUUUUGUCCAUGGAGAAAAGUGGGGAUUUUUUCUUAGUCCUACAAAACUAGAGGAAUUCCUUCAGUGGCUUCUUUCUAGGCCAACCAUUCCUCCUGAGGAACCACAACUCAUAACCCAGAAAUAUUAUCCACUCACUGGACCUAUUGCAGGCUUGACCACAAUCUGUCUCUCUGUUUUCAACUACAUUUACUGUCUUUUUGGUUCCUCAAAAGAGCAAGUAACUCGACUAUAAACUUAUUUUCUGCUUUGCUUGGCACAAAAUAAAAUUAACCUGGUUGCUCCAAGCAGU